Messenger RNA from Zeugodacus cucurbitae (melon fly), 967 nucleotides. Its product is annotated as alcohol dehydrogenase 1. Gene Ontology annotation, cellular component: cytoplasm. Bases 143 to 925 code for a protein of 260 amino acids. The record is from RefSeq and is a predicted model, not a curated record. The transcript has 4 exons. Gene Ontology annotation, molecular function: alcohol dehydrogenase (NAD+) activity. NCBI's taxonomy places the organism in Eukaryota, Metazoa, Arthropoda, Insecta, Diptera, Tephritidae.
GGGGUUCAAGCAAUGUCUAAUUUGGGAUUCACCGACAGUUGACAAAUAGGUUGUAGAGACAACAGUUAGCGAACGCACACAGCAGUUUUCAAAUAAAAUAUUUGUUUGCAUUUAAUUAAAAUAAUAAUUUUAAUUUCUGAAAAUGGAGCUGAAAGGUAAAAAUGUGAUAUAUUCAGGAGGUUUUGGAGGCAUCGGCCAAGCUGGAGUCAAAGAGUUGCUAAAAAGUGGUGCUAAGUAUCUGACAAUAUUUGAUGUCGAUGAGAAUAAAGAAGCAAUGACUGAGUUUAAGAAAUCUUAUCCUGGUGCCACAAUUGAUUUUAUACCAGUGGAUAUGAGGAAGAAGGAGAGUAUCACAGCGGCCUUUAAAUCAGCUGUAAAGAAAAUGGGACACUUUGACGUCCUGGUCAAUGGUUGCGGUAUAAUGAGGGAUAGCGAAGUUGACCCAACAAUCGAAAUUAAUUUGUUGGGCCUAAUGCAUAGCACUUUAAUUGCGCUACCUUAUAUGGAUAAAUCAAGUGGAGGGCGUGGGGGUACUAUUGUAAAUAUUUCAUCCGUUGUUGGCCUCGAGCCGUUCUCUUUAUGUCCUGUUUAUGUGGCGUCUAAACAUGGUGUCACCACUUUCACCCGUUGCUUAGGGGAUAAGAUAUAUUACGACCGUUUCGGCGUCAACAUGAUAACGAUAUGCCCUGGACUGACAGACACAAAUCUUAUAAAUAACUUUCCUUCAAGAUGUAUCUUUAAGUUUACCGAGCAACAAGCUAUUGCUUUGGCCAAUGCCAAACAUCAGUCUGCAGAAGUGUGUGCAAAGAAUAUGAUAAAGGUAAUUGAAACUGGCAAGAACGGUGCUGUCUACAUGCUGGAUUUAGGCAAUAUUAAGGAGAUUACAAUACCCAAGUGGCACCAACCUACUUUUUUGGAAAACUAAGAUAUUAUGAAAAAUAUUAAAGAUGAUUCAAUUCCAAUCGUA